Molecule: messenger RNA, 735 nt
Organism: Cryptococcus wingfieldii CBS 7118
Lineage: Eukaryota; Fungi; Basidiomycota; Tremellomycetes; Tremellales; Cryptococcaceae
Exons: 4
Coding region: 1-735 (244 amino acids)
Source: RefSeq, a predicted model, not a curated record
AUGUUUGCCAGACAGCAGAUCCGCCUCAUACACUGCUCUUCUCGAGCUGCCAUCGGUCAACAUCGGUCUCUUGCGAAUGUGCCGCGAGCGGCUGCGGUCCUCAAGAUGACGCCUAUACCUCACCCCCAAUCCCCUCCUCUUCCCCCUCCCCCUCCCCCGCCGAAGAAGGAGCCAAAAAAGACCUCCAGCCCGUAUUACAUAGGAGGUGCUCUACUGGCAGGCGGUGUGACCUCAGCCCUCGGUCUCUACCUCCACUCCCGCCCCGCUUCCUCCCCUUGCCCACAGGCAUCUGCAUGUGGUACUCCCUCAGAAGAAGAGGAAGAAGACGAUAACCGGAGCAAUCUCUUGUUUGUAAUCCCCAAAGUCGAGUCUCUGCCUCACAAUUCGUUGUUGGAAUGGCAAAUGGCUCGAGCGUUCGGGGUAGAGUAUGAUGAAAGAGAUCGGAUCGACUGGGACCGGUUGAAUGACGUUGUGCUUCUGAAUGCAGGAACGCUUUCGGGCUCUAUAAGCGAGUGUCCAGGAUUGGAGCAGAUCAGCUCGCAAGACGCAUACGACUACCUAGUAAGGAGACAGAAUGACCUCGAUCCUGAAACAAUCAGCGUGAGAGACAAGAAUCAAAUCGAUAUGCUCUUGAUCUUGUUUGCCGACAAAAGUCGUUCUCCUGAUGAUGAGGACGCUCCUCUCAGCUACGCAACACAAUAUUGGUCUCACACUGUUAAGGGUCUUGCCUCAUGA